Sander lucioperca (pikeperch) is the source of this 3161-nucleotide messenger RNA. RefSeq names its product reticulon 4 receptor-like 1b (gene rtn4rl1b). The coding region runs from base 535 to 1893 and encodes 452 amino acids. NCBI's taxonomy places the organism in Eukaryota, Metazoa, Chordata, Actinopteri, Perciformes, Percidae. The record is from RefSeq and is a predicted model, not a curated record. Gene Ontology annotation, molecular function: protein binding. The transcript is spliced from 3 exons. Gene Ontology annotation, cellular component: plasma membrane.
GGGGGGGGGGACCGCUUGUGUCCACCGUCGACUUGCCCCCAGAACUGAUUUUGCAGUCUAAACGGCCAUUCGCGUAAAAAGGAGUUGGCUAUCAGAGGUUGUUUCGGACUACUGUGCGUUUGUGCUCAUCACACACACACGCGCACACACACACACACACACACACACACACACACACACACACACACACACACUGGAGUUACCGUUAUAUCGGACCGAGGGGAUGAUACUUGUGCGUCUGUUUCGCAAUGAUUGUCGCCUAAUUUCCAAGGUCCGACUACGGUCUGCCAGACUUUGUGGAAACGGAUAUUAUUGUUUGUUGUCAAUGUUUAUCAUAUCCAUGGCAGUCUGCAGUGCAACUCAACACCAAGUGGAUCGCAAGAAAAGCCCGAGGAGUGACAACUGACAUUCUCACGACGAGCCACGAAAGCUCCGGAUCAACUUCAGAAACUAAAGCGCUCAAGUUUUACGUCUGGAAUAUAAGAAUAGAUGAUUCUCAGAGGACAGAAGACGAAAUCCACCUAGGCCUACAAAAUGUUCAAAAGGGGCUGUGGGCUGGAGUUCCUGCUGGUUCUCUGUGGGCUCGAGUUUUCCUGGUCCUGCCCCCGUCACUGUAUAUGCUACACUACACCCAGCACCGUCACCUGCCAAGCCCAUAACUUCCUGUCAGUCCCCGAAGGCAUUCCUCCUGACAGUGAGCGCAUCUUCUUACAGAACAAUAAGAUCCAUCGCUUACUUCGGGGCCACUUCAGCUCCAACACGGUCACUCUCUGGAUCUACUCCAAUAACAUCACAUACAUUGAACCGUCCACCUUCCACGGCUUCACGCUGCUCGAGGAGCUGGAUCUGGGAGACAACCGCCACCUGCGCACCUUGGCUGAAGACACCUUUCACGGGCUGAAUCGCCUCAAUGCGCUUCACCUGUACCGUUGUGGGCUCAGUUCACUACCUAAUAACAUCUUCCAAGGCCUCAGAAACCUGCAGUAUCUCUACUUGCAGGAUAAUCAUCUGAAGUUCCUGCAGGAUGACACAUUUAUGGACCUCCACAACCUGAGCCACCUGUUCCUGCAUGGAAACCGUCUGUGGAGCCUGAACCAGAACACCUUCAGAGGCCUUCGAGCCUUGGACCGACUGCUUCUGCACCAAAACCAGAUCGAGUGGGUUGACCGCCUGGCCUUCCAUGACCUGAAACGUCUCACCACCCUCUACCUGUUCAACAACACCCUGAUACAGCUGUCUGGACAGUGCCUGGACACACUGCCGGCAUUGGAAUACCUGCGCCUCAAUGACAACCCCUGGUCAUGUGACUGCAAGGCCCUGUCGCUAUGGGAAUGGUUGAAGCGUUUCCGAGGUUCGACAUCUUCAGUGAGUUGCCAGGCGCCGGCCGAUAUGGUUGGGAAAGACCUCAAGGAGCUGCGCAAGGAGGACUUCCCCAACUGUUCACCAACUGUACCUAAUUCUGAGUCCAGAGCCCAGACUAACAAUUUAUCUGGCACGGUGAAUCCGUCUUUGAAUCGUGGUGUAGUGGUGGGCUCUGGAGGGCAGACCCACAUAGUGCACCCCUCGAGGCCUGGCCGUUCUCGGAACUGCACAAAGCCUCGUAACAGGGUGAGCAAGGGGAAGGGUGACAAUGAGGUUCACCACUCAAAGGAGGUCAUGGCAGACAAGGAGGAUUCCUCCCCGGAUUUCACAGACGGGGGCAAACAUGACCACACAUCCCCAGAUGGCACCAUCACACGGAGGAAGCACAAGUGCACUCCCCGGACCACUGUUCGCCCCCCUAGUGGGGUUCAGCAAGCCAACAAUAGGGCAACCUUAUCCCAGUCAUUACUACAUGUCUGUGCCCUCUUUGUAGCCUUGAUAACGACCAAUAUUGACUUCAUUCUCCGUUGACCCUCAGAGGGUUUGGCAAAUGCUAAUCACAAACACAGCCCUCAGACCCUCUCUUGCUCCUGCACUACAAGGCCUGUGUGUCUUUUGUGUAUGUGUGUGAGUGUGAUUAUAUAUGUAAAUGUAGUGUCGGGAGCUUUACUGUUCAGACUGAAACAGGCAUCAAACAUCUACAACAGAAAGACUUGCAGCACAAAAAUCGAUGAGACUGAGAGACAGAGAAUGAUAAAAGGUUCAUGCAGACCAAGCUUGCACUGCCACUUAUGCCGGUAUGAUUUCAUCUCCAUGUGUUGGUAGCUUAUGUAUUUUUUUAACUUCUGUUGGUGAAAAUGGAGAAAAAGAGAAAGAGAUAACAUAUUUGCUAGUUAGCUCUGAGACAGAUAAGCUAAAUGCUUUAAUUGUCAGUUCACAGUUUGUAAAUUGCUAUCAAGAAAGUGCAAAUGGUAAGUCGAUGACCCUAUAAAGCCUCCGGCUUCAGUCCUAUCUUACUCUCAUCCUUUUCUGCCAAAUGUAAAGUGUAAGCAUGGCAAUAAAUUGUCAGUCAGUAUUAGGCAUAGGAAUGUGCCAUUAUCACAAAAUGGAAAUCUAUAGCCACAGAUAUUUUAAGGCUAUAAACAGAGCAACCACUGAAUACACUGUAUGAAGCCAUAGCAAAUUGUAACAACUACUCUCUAUAUAAUGGCGGAUUUUUUAGGUACUAUACCAACCUUUCUGCGUACUUCAGUGUUUUUUUAAUUAGUAUUAGGCCUACGUUUCUCACACAGCUCGGCUUCCAUCUUCAUUCACACCACUUUUCUCCUUUCUUGCAACUGAAUAUUACGCUGCUAAUUGUUUUAAGAUGACGAGGACUACCAUGCGCUAUUUUCAUUUGCUUGGAAAACAAUGUGUGUCUCUGGGAGAUGUGAAUAUUGAAGAAGUAUGUCUAUAUCUUGUGUCAGAUGUUGUUCAUUUGAUUUUUCUAAGACACAAAAUGGACCUACGUACAGUAGAGACGGAUCCCUGCUGCGGGGCCAACAAGAGCCUUAGAGGUGGAGGGUCAAAGGGGGCUUUCUCAGUUUCCCUGUUAUGUCGUGCUGAACUGAUCCCUCCUUAGCGACCUCCCCCAUUGAGAAUGUGAGGAACACAUUUUGUUUCUUACACCUAACAUCACUUAACUUCAAAAGGAAUACGAGAACAAGACUCGAGAAAAAAAAAAAAAACAACGUGUGUCUACCUUCAAUAACUCGUGAUCAAUAAAAGAUUUAAAAAAAAUAAAUAAAUAAAUAAAUAAA